This is a messenger RNA of Ochlerotatus camptorhynchus, 2949 nucleotides long. RefSeq lists its product as uncharacterized. Lineage: Eukaryota; Metazoa; Arthropoda; Insecta; Diptera; Culicidae. The transcript has 3 exons. Gene Ontology annotation, molecular function: nucleic acid binding; RNA-DNA hybrid ribonuclease activity. The record is from RefSeq and is a predicted model, not a curated record. The coding region runs from base 1 to 2949 and encodes 982 amino acids.
AUGUUCGUUGGUGACCUCAAUGGGCACCACCCGUCCUGGGGCUGCCCUCGCUCGGAUCCCAGAGGAAACCUCCUUAUGGAUACUUUCGAGCAGGAGGACAUGACGGUCCUUAACCAUGGAAACCCGACGUUCUUUAAUGGGAGACACGCCACCGCUAUCGAUGUUUCUACGGUCAGCCGUUCCAUGGCUGGAAAGGUUACGUGGUGUACCAACGCUGACCUGUACGGCAGCGAUCACUACCCGAUCCAGAUCCAACUCUCAUCUGCCACAGCCCCAGAAACCACCCGUAGACCACGCUGGAUGUAUGACAAAGCCGAAUGGGAGGUGUACAGGAACGCCAUUCUCACCGGUAUCCAGGAGCAGAAUCCAGGCAAUAUCCCCGACCUUACGAAACUAAUCCUCGAAGCAGCCGUCGCCUCAAUACCCAAAACCAGCAGCAUCCCCGGACGGAAGGCUCUCAGAUGGUGGUCCGACGAAACCAAGGCAGCGGUGAAGGCCCGACGAAAGGCCCUCCCCCCACUGCAAGUGCAGUCCGGUGGCAUCACCGUAUCAGAGCCAACAGCCGUAGCCGAUGAGUUAGGCAAAUACUUCGCGGAGCUUUCGGCUAUUCCCGGAUACAGCGAGAACUUCCGUCGCCGCAACAACGCCACACCGACCUCCAUAGGUAACUUCAACGUUCCGAAUGAUAACACUAACACCAGGAUAAAUGGGGUUUUCUCAUGGGAGGAGCUGAAAUUUGAACUCAGCAAGAGCAAGGGGAAAUCAGCGGGUCCCGACGAACUCGGGUACCCCCUACUAUCACACCUACCGAUCGAAGGGCAAGUCCUGAUGCUCGACCUGUUCAACAAGCUCUGGACCACCGACUCCUAUCCAGCAUCCUGGAGGGAGAGCCUGGUUAUUCCAAUCCCGAAGACGAGUAAAAACACGAAGGACACGACGAAGUUCCGGCCCAUCGCACUCACUUCCUGCAUGAGCAAGGUCUUCGAGCGGAUGGUUAAUCGCAGACUCAGGACAUUCCUGGAGACCAACAAUCUUCUCGACCAUCGACAACACGCCUUUAGGUCAGGAUUCGGCACCUCUACCUAUUUCGCCACACUGGGAGACGUGCUGAAAGACGCCUUCGACCAGGGACACCACACUGAAAUGGUCUCACUAGACAUCUCUAAGCCUUUUAACAGGACCUGGACUCCGGCUGUACUUGCCAAACUCGUCAGCUGGGGACUUAACGGACACAUGGUCCACUUCGUUCGGAACUUCCUCACUGACCGUAUUUUCCAUGUUGCUAUCGGAAAUGCCAAAUCCAGGAGCUUUCAGGAGGAAACCGGGGUCCCCCAGGGAUCAGUGAUCUCCGUCACACUCUUCCUUAUCGCGAUGAACGGAAUCUUCCGCCAGUUACCAAAGAACAUCCGCAUCUUUGUGUACGCCGACGAUGUCCUCAUCGUGGUAACGGGGCCCACCACAACACGCACCCGGAACCUCACGCAAGCCGCGGUCUCAGCCGUAGUAAAAUGGGCCCAAACUGCCGGUUAUCAGCUCUCUGCCAAAAAAAGCAUCAGAUGCCACGUCUGCCCUUCAAGACACCGGGUCAACGGGACCGCCAUUAAGAUUGGCGACCAGGCUAUCCCCAUCAAGAAAUCCAUUCGUAUCCUGGGGGUACUUGUGGACCGCACCCUCUCCUUCGUGCCGCACUUCAACCAGGUCAAAAAAGACUGCCGAAGCAGAGUUAACCUGAUCCGGACCAUCUCCAGGCCCCAUCGCACUAAUAAUCGGGCAGUUCGCUUCCGGGUAGCGCAAGCUAUCAUCGAUAGUAGGCUGCUGUAUGGAACAGAGCUCACGUGUAUCAACUCUGAGAAGCAGGUUGAGAUCCUCGGUCCAACCUUCAACAGCAGCAUCAGGAUAAUCUCUGGCCUUCUACCUUCCACCCCCGCUGAUUCCGCUUGUGUUGAAGCAGGGCUGCAUCCUUCGCCGCCAAGACAGCAGGAAACGGCAGAAUCUUCCUCCUCGACGAGGGGGACAGAAUCCUGCAGACGAUGGACCCACUGGAACGGAGAGAAGAACUGGCUCUCUUCCAGCAUUCAUAUUGACUAUCACAUAAAAAAUCGAUUUAAAGCAGGAGACAACUCCGCGGCCCUCCGUCGCACAGUAAUCGAACGCCUCCGAACCCAUUACGCCGAACACACUCACCGGUACACCGAUGGUUCCCGAUCCAACACGGGCGUUGGCAUCGGAGUAUCCGGAAGUGGCAUACUCGCUAGCAGCAGCUUACCACAACAAUGCUCCGUUUACUCGGCCGAAGCGGCCGCAAUCUUCCAUGCGGCCACGUCACCAGCAAACCAGCCAAUCGUAAUACUAACUGAUUCCUUCAGUGCUAUCCAAGAGCUAGCUUCAGCAGUUCCCACCCACCCGUGGAUUCAAGCUACCAUCGAAUACGCCCCGAGCAGCACCAUUUUUACAUGGAUCCCCAGUCAUUGCGGAAUACCUGGUAAUGAAGCAGCAGACAAACUCGCUGGAACUGGACCGGCGGGUCCGAGAUUCACGGACAAAGUCCCCCUUCCAGAUCUCCGGCGAUGGAUCAAAACAACCGUACAGAAAGCCUGGGUCGACCAGUGGUUCAGCACUCGAGAGCCUUUCAUCCGGAAGAUCAAAGGAACCACGGAGGCAUGGAACCUCCCAAACCUCCGGGAUCAGAGAGUGCUCUCAAGGCUGAGGACUGGCCACUGUCGGUUUUACUAUAACUUCGGCGGCGGAGGUCCCUUCCGCAAAAGCUGUGCCAUCUGCCAUCUCCCGGCCACCGUUGAACACGUCCUCUGCAUCUGUCCUGAAUUCCAGGACCUCAGGGAAUCCUAUGGGAUCACCUCCAGCAUCCGGAACCUACUCGGAGAGGAUUCAGCCGCUGCAGACGCCCUGCUAGUUUUCCUCAGGGAAGCUAACCUAUACCAUGAGAUCUAG